Messenger RNA from Carcharodon carcharias (great white shark), 2145 nucleotides. It is a transcript of the gene ctsd, whose product is annotated as cathepsin D. The coding region runs from base 93 to 1286 and encodes 397 amino acids. Lineage: Eukaryota; Metazoa; Chordata; Chondrichthyes; Lamniformes; Lamnidae. Gene Ontology annotation, molecular function: aspartic-type endopeptidase activity. The transcript has 9 exons. The record is from RefSeq and is a predicted model, not a curated record. Gene Ontology annotation, biological process: proteolysis. Gene Ontology annotation, cellular component: lysosome.
GGCUGACGCACAGUUUUAAGGCGGGCGAGCCGAGGCUGCUGCUCCGUCAUCGGUUUGAGUAUAGGAGCUGUGCAGAUAUUCUAGUGGUUGCUAUGAAGGUGGGAGCUUCGUUGUUGCUGCUUUUGGCAGUAUUUGCUGCCUGCCAUGGGCUCUUACGAAUUCCUUUGAGAAAAUUUCGCUCAAUUCGACGAACCUUCACUGAUUCUGCUAAUAGCAUCGAGGAGCUCCUUGCAGGAGACCAGUACUUCAAAUAUAAUUUGGGCUUUCCACAUAGCAAUGAGCCCACUCCAGAGACAUUGAAAAAUUACCUGGAUGCCCAGUACUAUGGGGAGAUUGAUAUUGGCACACCACCUCAAAACUUCACUGUGGUGUUUGACACUGGUUCCUCCAACCUCUGGGUCCCUUCCAUUCAUUGUUCUCUAACAGACAUUGCUUGCUUGUUGCAUCACAAAUAUAAUUCUGAAAAGUCCAGCACAUACGUGAAGAAUGGGACCGAAUUUGCCAUUCAGUAUGGUUCUGGCAGCCUAUCAGGAUACCUCAGCCAGGACACUGUUACAAUUGGUGAUAUCAAAAUUCAGAAUCAGUUGUUUGGUGAGGCCAUCAAACAGCCUGGUGUGGCUUUCAUUGCUGCUAAAUUUGAUGGUAUUCUCGGCAUGGCCUACCCACGUAUCUCAGUUGACGGUGUUGUUCCAGUGUUCGACAAUAUCAUGAGGCAAAAACUGGUGCAAAGGAAUGUGUUCUCGUUCUAUUUGAACAGGAACCCAGACACACAGCCAGGGGGUGAGCUUCUGUUAGGUGGCACUGAUCCCAAGUACUACACUGGAGAUUUCUACUACUUGAAUGUGACCCGUCAGGCAUACUGGCAGGUCCAAAUGGAUAAAGUUGCCAUUGGUGACACAUUGACUCUGUGUGAAGGAGGCUGCUCAGCUAUUGUAGACACAGGAACUUCUUUAAUCACUGGACCUGCUCAGGAAGUUGCAGCCCUGCAGAAAUCCAUUGGAGCUGUACCACUUACUCAAGGAGAGUACAAGAUUGAUUGUGACAAAGUCGCCUCGCUUCCUCCCAUCGACUUUAUCUUGGGAGGACGGACCUUCUCUCUGACUGGAGAACAGUAUAUCCUUAAGGAAACACAAGCUGGUAUGACUAUCUGCUUAAGUGGAUUCAUAGCCCUUGACAUUCCACCUCCUGCUGGCCCAUUGUGGAUUCUUGGAGAUGUAUUUAUUGGGCAGUACUAUACAGAGUUUGACAGAGACAAUAAUAGGGUUGGAUUUGCAAAGGCUGUGUAACCAUGACUGCCACAUCAACAAUCCAAUAGAAUAUUGAAAAUUGAAGUGCACUAAUGUUCAAAAUCAACUUGCAACGGUAAUAAUGAGAAUCCCUUAGACUAGUAAGUUAUCGCAAUGACUUCCAGGCGUUUGAUAAUGGACGGGUAUGGGCUGAUUACUUUCAAGCUAAUGGAAGAGCAGAAUGCUAGUGAUGUGAUGGGAAUGUAAAAUUGUCUGUUUCAGGGCUUUGGUGAUCCGUUUCACUAUAUGAUAGUACUUGUUUUUAGUUUAAAAUACCUUUUUGUGGUUUGAAUAUUUGUCUCAAUGUAAUAAAUCCACUUUUUGAUGACACACAUGUUUCUAUCCAUUGCUCCAAGUCCCAUUUGCUUUGCUUGAGAUUGACCUUUCUGAUCCCUUUUUACAAAAUGUGAUGUUUAAUACAAUGGAGCAUCACUUGUCAUUAGCUGUAUGUAUUUGUUUUCAAGAAGGCAAAAAUGUCACACUGAUUUGUCAAAGACAUGUACUCCUUAACCCAAUCCAGGAAGAAAUAUUAACCCUAACAGUGAAGGUGCUAAGUGUGAUUUAUCGUGACUUUUGAGGAAGGAUCAAGGGAGAGAAAAAUCAGAAUUUGGCUCUUGCUGAUUCACACUAAAGUGAGGCAAAAGUGGAACCUGCAAAAGGAACCAAAAUAGAAAGUGAAGAAAACUCGGAAGGGAGAAAAAGUGGGAGGGAAAGAUGAGGAAAAACUUGAGUUGUUAAACAAUGGAAGGAUUGUUACAUAAUCUACAUGAUUUUAAUUGUUUUAAGAAUAUUUUGGCAUCUGUUCUGUGGUUGUACUAGAGGUAGAUGUAAUUGAAUAAACUGAAAUACCAACAUGUUA